Messenger RNA from Ipomoea nil (Japanese morning glory), 1972 nucleotides. RefSeq names its product transcription factor VOZ1-like. The record is from RefSeq and is a predicted model, not a curated record. Gene Ontology annotation, biological process: regulation of DNA-templated transcription; positive regulation of long-day photoperiodism, flowering. The coding region runs from base 50 to 1675 and encodes 541 amino acids. NCBI's taxonomy places the organism in Eukaryota, Viridiplantae, Streptophyta, Magnoliopsida, Solanales, Convolvulaceae. The transcript is spliced from 5 exons.
AAAAGCUUGUCAGCAGGCUGCGGCGUGCGGCUCAGCGCGGUGGUUCUUCAUGCUUUUGCCGCGUACGCAAUCGCACCUCAUCGACAAAAAACUACUCUCCACUCCUCAACUUUCUCUCUCUACUCCCCCCAAAGCCGCUCUCUUCUGCCUUUCUCGCUGUUCAGCACAACCAGUUCUUACCAGGUUAAGACUGAAGGUAAAGGCUAUAAGUUUAAGGAUGGGAAAGGGUUCGAAGAGCGGCGUGGGCAAGUCUGCAUCUUACCAGGUCUUCAAGGACAGGGCUAAGAAUCGGGUGGAUGAUCUGCAAGGGAUGUUCACUGAUCUGCAGUCCUUGAGGAAAGAGAGCCGUACUUCUGAAGUGGCAGUGCUUGAGGAGCAGCUUAACCAGGUGCUUCGGGAGUGGAAGGCUGAGCUCAAUGAGCCCUCCCCUGCUUCUUCUUUGCAGGGAGGGAGUUUGGGAUUUAACACAUCAGACCUUUGUAGAUUGGUGCAGCUUGGUGAGGAGGAAGAUGACGCCACCAGUGCAUUAGCUGCCCUAAAGUCUGAACCUGAUGCGCAAAAAGUUAGUGGUGCUGCUGGUUAUCAAGAGGGUCUGAAUGUAGCUCAGGUGCUGCAGGAGCAAAAUCUUCAGGAGCAAAAUCAGUUGGUUGACCAAUCCAAAAAUGCUCCUUUAGGGGUUAACAAUGUGGGCAUUAGUAAUGUAGGUCCUGCACAGUUGGGGGAUUAUCAGUCAUAUGAUUUUCAUCAAGAUUUUGAGCAGCAGUAUUUCCCUGGGUUUGAUUGUGUGAAUCUUUGCCUCGAAGAUGUUUUGCCUGCAAUUCAUAUUAAUCCUCCACCUUCUGCAUUCUUGGGCCCAAAAUGUGCACUUUGGGAUUGCCCGAGACCUGCAAUGGGGUCAGACUGGUGUCAAAAGUCUCAAGACUACUGCAGUGACUAUCAUGCUUCCCUUGCUCCAAAUGAAGGCUACAUUGGACAUCCCCCGAUUCUAAGACCAAUGGGUAUUGGCUUAAAGGAUAAUCUGCUUUUCCAAGCGCUCAGUGCAAAAGCACAGGGAAAGGAUGUCGGUGUUCCAGAGUGUGAGGGUGCAGCAACUGCAAAAUCCCCAUGGAAUGCGCCUGAGCUUUUUGAUCUUAAAGUUGUCGAAGGUGAAACAAUUAGGGAGUGGCUUUUCUUUGACAAGCCUCGAAGAGCGUUUGAGAGUGGAAAUAGAAAGCAGAGGUCAUUGCCUGAUUAUAAUGGGCGGGGGUGGCACGAGUCAAGGAAGCAGGUGAUGAAAGAGUUUGGAGGACUAAAGAGAUCUUAUUAUAUGGAUCCACAACCAAUGAAGAACUUGGAGUGGCAUCUCUAUGAAUACGAGAUCAACAACUAUGACACGUGCGCUUUGUAUAGAUUGGAACUGAAGCUCGUGGAUGGCAAGAAGAGCCCAAAAGGAAAAGUAAACAAUCCAUCUGUUGCUGAUUUGCAGAAGCAAAUGGGAAGACUUAACGCUGAAUUCCCUCCCGACACCAAGCGCACCGUGAAGGGUAGGGCAAAGGCGAACGCCAAGGGUAACACUGGAAAUAUUCCAUCUGCUCCAAAUCCUACUGUUCCAAAUUCUGAAGGGCUUUGUUAUACUACUGCACCACCACCUUACGAUUAUGUUAUCAAUGAUCUGAGUGGCUACUACAUAACGUAGUAGGAUGAAUUUGGAACACUACUGUUUUCUUCUCUUCUUAUUUUUUAUUUAUUUGGUUUGUCAGUCACAUUUUUCACUCCAGUCUCACAUCUCAGUUAAGAAGCUGGGUUAAUGUCUGAGAAUUGCUAACUCCUAUUGCCAUGAAUGUACAGAGCUACUAUUAGAAAUACUCCUACUAAAAUGGCUCUAAUCAUCUUGUAGUGAUGAUUUUUGCUGAUUAAUAUUGGAUCUGUUAAUGGUUCUUGUGCUUGUAUCUUUAUAGAAAUCUGGAUACAGUUUUCAGUGGUUACAGCAUCA